This is a messenger RNA of Cuculus canorus (common cuckoo), 12690 nucleotides long. RefSeq names its product BBX high mobility group box domain containing (gene BBX). Gene Ontology annotation, biological process: regulation of transcription by RNA polymerase II. The transcript has 19 exons. The record is from RefSeq and is a predicted model, not a curated record. Gene Ontology annotation, cellular component: nucleus. Lineage: Eukaryota; Metazoa; Chordata; Aves; Cuculiformes; Cuculidae. The coding region runs from base 341 to 3106 and encodes 921 amino acids. Gene Ontology annotation, molecular function: DNA-binding transcription factor activity, RNA polymerase II-specific; RNA polymerase II transcription regulatory region sequence-specific DNA binding.
ACAUCCGCGGGGACUGUUGUGGCGCUGCCCCCGGGUUGCAUGGCUCUGCGCGGAGCCGCGUUCCGCGGGCGCCCGGGCGGAGGGGCUGCGCCGCGCUGCCCGCACGCCCGCCGAGGUCACUAUCACAUGACAAAGGCUUUGAGACAGCUUCAUCUUCGUCUGUCUGUAAUUUCCAUUUGCCUUCCUGGCACCAGUGUUACCACCUCAGUUUUGCAGAUUGCAGAGUAGACCCCAGGAUGUUCAGCGAACCAGAGCUGUAGGCAGAAUGGUAGACUGCUGCACCGAAAACAUUUCUGUGCCAGCUCUGUGACCGUGGAAGGAGAAGGAGGAGGUCACAGUAAUGAAAGGCAGUAGUAGGAAUAAGGAUCAUUCGACAGAAGGAGAAGGAACUGGGAAGCGACCAAAAAGAAAGUGUCUUCAGUGGCACCCCCUGCUUGCCAAGAAACUCCUUGACUUCUCUGAAGAGGAGGAGGAGGAAGAAGAGGAGGAAGAUAUUGAUAAGGUGCCACUCCUUGGUACUGACUGUUUAGAGCAGGAUGCUGAUGAAACUGAAGAUGACGAGUCCUCAGAGCAACGGGCUCGCCGACCAAUGAAUGCAUUUCUCUUAUUCUGCAAACGCCAUCGCUCUCUCGUGCGAAAAGAACACCCUCGCCUCGAUAAUCGUGGUGCAACCAAGAUCUUGGCAGAUUGGUGGGCUGUUCUAGAUCCAAAAGAAAAGCAGAAAUAUACUGACAUGGCCAAGGAGUAUAAAGAUGCAUUUAUGAAGGCAAACCCAGGCUACAAGUGGUGCCCAGCAACAAACAAACCUGUGAAAGCUCAGGCAUCCACUAUUACAAACAGGAAAAAGCUAUGGGCCUUUGCAUCAGACACUGCGAAAGAUUUGCCAAGUCCAAGGAAAAUGAUGAAAACUGAAGACAUGCCACAGCUUAACUUUGGAAUGGCAGAUCCUACACAAAUGGGAGGCUUAAGUAUGCUGCUUCUAGCAGGGGAACAUGCCCUGACUGCACAAGAGGUUUCCUCAAAUGCUUGCCAAUCUGAUGCAACUAAUUCUACGGAAGCCUGUCAGAAGUCAUCAUUAUUUCAGUUUGCAGAGAUCUCUUCAAGCACCUCACAGCCUGGAGUCCUGGGAGCUGUAAAACAAACUGAAGAGUCUGCUUUGUUUCAGUUUGCUGAGAUCUCAUCAAAUACUUCCCAGUUGUCAAGUCCUGAGCCAGUAAAGCACUGUGGGAAGUCAGCACUUUUCCAGUUGGCAGAGAUUUCUUCAAGUACAUCUCAUUCAGGUCCUUCUGAUUUAACAAAACAGUGUGGAACAUCAGCAUUAUUUCAGCUGGCAGAGAUGUGCCUUGCUUCAGAAGGAGUAAAAAUGAAAGAACCUGGGAAAACAAAAGUGGAAGCACCACAAGGUGUGGGAAAGGAAGUUCCAGAGGAAAUGGAAAUAGAAGAACUGGAGAAAGCAACAAUGAAAGACUCCUGUAAAGGAAAAGUAGAACAAACAGAGCUAGAGAAGAUGCAAAACUGGGAUAAGUCAAAAGCUGAGGAAUCAGAGACUGCAAAAUGCAGAGAAUUUACUAGUCUUGCAAUGGAGAGAAAUCCUUUUGAGAGAAAUGAUAACAUAAUGGACAUGUACUAUUCUCCAGAGUUUUCAGUGGCUGACAUGAAUAUCCUCGGGCUAAAGCCAGAAAAGAUAAAGAAGAAAAAGAAAAAAAAUAAGUUAGACCGGCACACAAAUGAAAAAUCCACCCCCAAGAAGCCUUGUAAAAAGAGGCAGUCCUCCGAGUCGGACAUUGAAAGUGUAAUGUAUACAAUUGAAGCCGUUGCAAAGGGGGACUGGGGUGCUGAGAGACUUGGAGAAACUCUCCGCAAAAAACCCCGCCCUAUCUCAAAUGUGAAGGAAAGUGUGUUGGAUACAAAAUCACCAAAGAAAAAAGUGAAAUCGAAAGAGAAGAAGACAUCAAAGGAGAAGCCUCCAGAGACCACCAAAGAAUCAAAGCCUCUUGAUUUCCUUAGUAUUACACCGAGCAAGGAAGUACCCUGUGAGGCUUCUGAUAACAUUAAAGUGGAACCACUGACCCCAACAGAGGAUGUGGUACCCCAAACCUUACCAGAACAGGUCAAAACUGAGGACAGUGACUGUGUUAAAAAGAUAGAAACCUGUGGCUCCAGGAAAUCUGAGAGAUCUUGCAAAGGUGCUCUUUAUAAAACUCUGGUGUCAGAGGGCAUGCUCACGUCUCUGCGUGCUAACGUGGACAGAGGAAAAAGAAGCUCAGGAAAAGGCAACUCCUCAGAUCAUGAAGGAUGCUGGAAUGAAGAAAACUGGGCUUUUUCCCAAAGUGGGACAAGUGGGAACAAAAAACUGAAGAAGACUAAGCCAAAGGAAGAGUUUGUUUUUGGCUUAGCAAAGUUGGAAGAAGAAUUUGAAAAGAAAUUCAACAGCCUCCCUCAAUACAGUCCUAUUACCUUUGACAGGAAAAAUUCAUCUGUUCCAAGGAAAAAGAGAAAGAUUGGAAGCAGUUCAUCUGAACAACCAAAAUCCAAUAAAGGUUCAUUCCAGUCUCAGAAAAAGAACUUUUUCUACAAAAUUGUCAGCAAAUGUAAGCACAGAAAGAAGCUUAAUGUUCCGGACACAGCCAUACUCUCAGAAGACAGAAAUUCCAUUGAGUCUGCCUGGAAGAAUAAAAUUUCUCUGUCUGCCCUAAACACUCCAGAGCCAGCAAUGAUGCAUGAGCCUUUAGUUGGCAGCCAGAAGAGGAAAGCAAGGAAGACUAAGAUCACACAUCUUGUCCGAACAGCAGAUGGUCGGGUGUCACCAGCAGGAGGGACACUGGAAGACAAGCCAAAAGAGCUGCCACAAAGUACUCCUCAAAAAACGUCAAGUUCAGAAACUGAUUGCAACAGUGAAUGCUCCAGAAACGCAGAGACAGAAGAAAAUCAUAGUAUUACAUCAGAUAUGCCAGCAGUGUCUGCAUUUUUUAGCUUAGCUGCUCUGGCAGAAGUAGCAGCCAUGGAAAACGUACACAGAAGUCAGAGGGCCACACCUCUCCCACAUGACGGACAGCCAAAUGAAAUGUCUCAGGCUCCAGUGCUUAUUUCCUGCGCUGACCAGUGAAGCUCCACUUUAUUGUAAAACAUUGUGCUUUACCUAAUAUCCUAGCCUUGUCUUUACCAAGGGAAGCUAGUCAGUCCAUAUGAUGGAAACUAUAGACUGCAAGCAAGUGCUUAUUGUUCUGAGUGGCCCAGAAUUCACUGGAAGCCAGACAUUAGCAACUUGGGCCAGGUCCUCAAAUCGGAACCCAGUAUGUAGGAGGGUGAUAUUAAUUGUCUAUUAAUGAACAGAAAUGGAAUGAUCCCAGAGCUUGCUUUCUAUUGAAGGCUUUCAAACAGUAAAUAGGUGGUUGGUGUGAAAAAGGCUGCCUUUUACUGUUAGCUCACACAGCAUCUCUUUUACCAACCAGAGAGUAUGGCAACUAGUUUCAUAUAAUACCUAGUUAUUCUAAAUGAAAAUGACAAAAAAAAAACCAACAACAAAAACACUGACGCACUGCACUAGUUAUUAUUAGAUAUUCUUAGUCAUUUUUGUACAUGAAGAUUUAAGUUCUAAGAUGGUUUAUAUUAAUAGGUUAUGCCUACGUUUAUAUUGUAGAAUGAAUUUAAAACCUGUUCCAGAGAACUCAAGGCAGCCUGGACAGAUGUACCAUUGUUAGCGAUGUUUGGGCAGCCAUGUGGUCCAGAUGUUCUGCACUUUUAUAUUUGCCACCGGAGUGGUAGAGUUUACUGGGAAAAAUUCUGACAGGCUAUGCUUGGAUUUGUUUCUUUUUAAUUUAGCUUUGAAUAACCAGGAUGAUGUGCAUUAGAAUAAGGAGUGGUGUAUGGAAAAGAAAAUACUGCAGAUAAUUGACUUGUCUUUCAUGCCUUGGAGGAUUCCUUUAUUUUUGCAUAGAUGUCUGAGCAACUUGGUGAAACUUUCCUGUAAACAAAAAGUACUGCAAAUGUGUUUUUUCAAAAGUGACCUUAGUAGUAUUUCACCAUCUGAAAAACCUGAAACCAUGACUUUUCGAUAUACAUGUACACCGAUACACAUACCUUUUACAUUUUACAGACACUGAAAUUGUUGUAGUUACUAUGCACAGUCCAAAUCAGCUUCAGCGUUUGCAUAAAGGGCCAAUUACAGUUUGUGUUGGUAAAGUGGCAAGUUGUAUGCAGAUAAACUACAACUGAAGAGUAAUGUUUGACUGAAUUCAGACUACCAAACAGAUCCAUCUGCCAGUUUCUGUCUUUGCUUAUGUUGCAUUUUUGUGUUUUGCUCUCAUAGAUACAUCCCAAAAGCAGGCCAAUUGUAUCACUUGGCCUGUAAUCUUCGCUAUCUUGACUUACACUAUUGUAUAACCAAGCAUUGAAUUCCUACCAACAGAUGCAAAACUAUCACUAUUAAUUGAUCUAAAGCUACAAAUUCAACAGGGUACUUCUUCUAUAGCACAAGAUGUUUCCCUACUUUUUGCAUUGUAGCACAACAAUUUACCAAAUUGGACUCCAGCAAUAAUUUUCUAUUAGUCUUCGUCAUACCGGCUGAACUUUUGAUAGUAUUAGAUUGAGUUUGAAGUUCUUUGAAUUAAGUCUUUAAAUGACGUGAGUUUACAUCAUUCUAUCAGGCAUUCUUAUUUAUACUUGACUGAAUUGAUAUGUGUUUGGGGUUAUUUUGUAACUAAUUUGAUGUAAUAGCCAUAUGGACAGUAACUAUUAAUGCUUGCUAGAUUUAGCCUUUCAUUGUUGUAGCUAAGUGAAAGUCUUUGGUUCAGUGUCAGGAAACAAUAUACAACAUACCACACAAGUUGUAACAAAGGAUUAAAGGUGUGACAAAAGGCAGGUAGCUGGGGAAGUGUCACUGAAACAGCACCAUUGAGGAUGCGUGUGCUGGGCGAAGGGAACAACAACAAUAGAACAAUAAACUUUACGAGCCAAUGAGUCAAUGAAAAGGCUUUUUAAAAAUUCAGGUGAAUAUAUGAUUAAAAGCCCCUAAAAUGCCAUUGCAGUCUAUGGCUGUAUUUUUAACAAGAUUUUAUUAAAAUUUUAUAAGUUAUUUUAACAAGACAGGAAAAACUGAAAAGACUUAAAACUGUUGGGUCGCAGCAAGGUGGCUGUUGGAGUUUUGGACCACUUUAUAAUUAGCUGAAAUCCAAAUAUGUUACAGUGCAGGCCGUUCACGUUGACAAUGGUACUAACUUAUUUCUCUAGAAACCUUUAGAGUAGAUAUAUUUUUGUCAAAGCACCCCAUCCUUCCUCGCUUUAAAUUUCAAUAUUGUUCCUGAAGAUAUUUCUGUAUAUUAAUGGUACCUUUUUUAAAAGAAACAGAAAAUUACUUUUUUCUAUAUGAAUUAAUAUCUUACUUGAUCUGCUUUUCCUUGACUUUCCCUUAGAGAAGGGGUAGGGUUGGGUCAGUUUACUGGAUAUGACUGUUUUCAGAUACUUAUAAACCUUUUUGUAGAUAUGCUUAAUUUUUAAGCGAUUAGGCACUGAGAGUAGCAGAAAUCCUGCAAAGCUUUAUAGUUCACUAGGCAUUUGCCUUUGUUGGUUCUCUGAGUGAUGUCUUGAUUUCAGUAGCUAGAAUUUUCCCUGAAUCUACUAGAAGGGAUAUCAGUAUUUUCAGGUAACAAAGUCUGUUAGCACAACAAAAAUUUCAGACCAAUAUCUUAAUGUAUUGGGGUUGGGUUUUUUCCUUGUUUGUUUUGUUUUAAUUUUUAUUAAUUUCAGCUGCAUUCGUUUUGGAAAAUCUUAUUGCUAUUGUGUGUACUUCAGUAUACCAGCAAACACUGUUACCCAUUAACACAUUGUCCACAAAUGCCUCUAGAGAAGAAAUUGUUGCACCUUAUGUAUAUCUCAAGCAAACCAAAAUAUGCUUUUCUGCUUUGUUUAUUCUGAAUAUGUUGUAUCAUACUUUACUGAACCCAUUUUAACUUAGCUAAAGCUAUCGAUAUUUAUGCAUUUCACAUUAUUUUCUGGAUCUCAACCUGUGUAUAAAUCUUUCGUUUAAAAAAAAAAAAGAAAAGCAUUUACCGUAGUCAUCCUCUGUGACUUAUCCAUGGGAGGGGGGAAUCUUGUCUCAAGUGUAAAAUGCAGUACUGUCCCAGUUUUCCUUGGCUUUUAUUUAUUUAGGGAUCUCUGAUAUUUCGUAUGUAGUUUUGAGGUAUACAAAACACAUUGUCGUAGCUGAAGCUACAGAUCUAAGCAGCUGGGAGAAAAUUACUGUAAUGUCUUCUUAAUUGUUUUGUACUGUAUACAAAUAUGGGAAAAAUGUUCUGCAGAACAUUUGAGAUGCAGAUUCUUAACCCCACAGUAGGUUAUUUUCCAGAUAUUAGACCAAAUGAGUCAAAACUCAAUGAUCUUAGAGGUCUAUGAUUCUAAAAACAUCUGUGGAGAUUACUUAAUGCUCUGCUAAUGGCAGUAACUACCCCUUGAAUGUGCUGUGAUUUCAGAAAUAGAAUAUAUUUAUUUAAGAUGACUGAAUGCUCUUUUAUACUAAUACAAUAUCCCAAAGUCAUGAGCAAGAGACUUCUUGGUAGUUUGGGUUUCUAUUUUUAGCAUUGGUGCAUGACUUUUGAUUAAAGUGAUGAGCGUUGGAAAGGGGCACAGGAACAAGGGACUGGUAGAAGCGUGUGAACUUGUGGUGUUUCAAUUCCAGCAUUGGUCUUUAUUAUUUGAGUGAAAACUGCCUUUGUAGCACAAGGCUGAAGAGUGCUCUGCAGUUUGUAUCAAGUAGAAACCCAAGAGAGUUGUAACUGACAACUGAAUGAGGGAAUGCCUUAUGGUGUAGAUGCCGUCUUUUGGAACAGGAUAUUAAAUUGAAGCAGUUUUAAUUUCCACUGCCUGUACAGAUACUAAAGGCAACAGCUGUAGACGUGGAACAGCUGAUAGAGGACAAAAAGAAAACUGUCCUUUGUUCUCAGUGUGGCGGAGUUAUGGCAACAAAGGGGAAUUAGGGAAACAGAUAGGUGUGUGUAUAUAUAUACGCGUGUGUGUGUAUGAGUGUGUGUGUGUGCGCGCGUGGAUGUGCACAUUCUGCAAAAAAAAAAAAAAGUAAGAUAAAGAAAAACAUGAUGGGUCUGCAAGAGACUAUAAUGUAUGUUGACCCCUUGAGUGCACUCCCUUUUUUUUGAAUGCUGAGUCUAAUAUGGCUACCUCUCCUAAAAGACUACUUUUGUUAACUUCCAUUUGCUUUCAGGCUUGAUCAUGUUAUCUUUUCAGCCAUUGAUACCAUUUGUAUAUCACUGUGUACUUUACUUUCCAAGAGCAAUGUUUAUAUAGUGCAGACAACGUAAAGGUUGAAUAUACAGUGGUAGCCAAACUAUGUUGCUGGAGCAUUUUUGUUUAACCUCUGCCAUAGUCAUGUGGGUUACAGGACGUGGGCCCGCUAGCUCUAGUUGGUUCAGUGAGAUUGUUUGUUGUUACAGCGGAAAAUGCAGUGCUUAUAGGGUGAGAGACUUCAGAUAUUGCCAGAGGUGAUGCAGUAAGCCAAAUGCUGCUCUUGAAACUUAUUGUGGAGUUUACGUUUGCAAUCCUGAUUUCGCAAGAAAGCGUAACUGUGCAACUUGUGUGUUGUAUACCAUACAUUAUCCAUUAGAUGCCGUUUGUUUGCCGUGCUUGUUUGAUAGAUUGUAGACCUCCUAGGUGUCUUUGCCAUGUUUUGUAAUACUUGUGGCAUUUUCCUACCUUGUACAUAUUGUGGAACUGUCACCUACAGUUGCCAGGAUGCUGAGGCAUUUCAGAGCACAGAGUGCCGUGAAUGAGUGCAUUUAGUCUGUGGAAGCUACUUGCCCUCCUCCCCUGAGUUCCCCAAUAAAAAGGCACAGCGAGGUUUAUACUCUCACCUAAGUACUAUUAUAGUCAUUUAUAUUCUCAGUAUUUUGUACUGAAGCGACAACUUUGACGAAGCUUUUGAGAUGGAUGUAUAUUUUUUGUUCCCCUACUAAUUCUUCUAAAGGCAGAAAUCUAGGAAGACUUGACAUGAAAUCUCCACUCGGCAACACACCUAAGCUUACGCUGAAACCAUCUUUACUUAUGGGGCAGCAUUGCUGUUUGCACUGUGACAGUGCAGGAGCCCCAGUCACGGACCGCUAUGCUCUUGAAGUUAAACUUGAGCUUUUGUGAUGUUCCUGGGGGAGGCAAGUCAUUGUGAACUAGGGACUUCGUUGAGAUGGCAUUUUAAAAAUGACUGCAAAUAGAUUGAGAUAAUUAUUGAGUUCUUCCAAAGAAUUACACUGUAGUUUCUGGGUCUUAACUGUUACCACGUAUCAGCAGACCCACACUGUACUCUACUGGAAAAAAACACACCUGUACAGGAUAACUAACCAUGCUUCCAAAUACAAUGGUCUAACCCACUCUUUUCAGCCCUGUGACUGAAACCUUAUUUUCUGCCAUACACUGCUACACUUUAGUCAGCAGUUGGGGUUUUGAAGGUGGCAAGAGCAAGAGGGGUACACAUUUGCACAUGUCUGUGUGUAUAUGUAUGUAUGCAUGCACACAUGCGCCCCUGUCAGAGUGCAGUGAAUUGCAACAUGUUCUCUGUACAGAAGUGUUCCCGUGUGAGGUCAUAAAACAACAUGAGGUUUCUCACAUGAUAGUUUUCCAACUUUCUUGCUAGAUUUCAAUCGCUUUCCUUCACAUUACACCAUAAGGUGUGAUUUUCAAAAAUCACACCUGAAAAAAACCCACAGAUACUGCUGACCUGGAUGCUAUGAAAACCAUCUUUCUCAGCAGUGCUUGCUUUUAAUAACCAGUAUCUGUUGACAGUUUUAACACAACUGACUUGCUAUGAACUUUCUUCCUAGAGCCCAGUCCUUCAACUUUCAUUCUCAGACAUAAUUCCACUGGAUUUUGACCCAGUAUUUGGCUUUAUUCUCUCCAAGUCUUGGUGUAAACAUGCCUUACAAUAGUUCAUCUCCAUCAAUGGUAUAACAGCUACUGCCUUCUUAGAUGUGUGUAGUUAAAAGUCAAUAGCACAUUUAUAGAAUGUCAUACUUUCUUGAAAAACCUCUAAUCUGAUAUUUUUAAAUGCACAUGUUAAGUCAUGUGUAUAACAUGCUAAAGUACAUUAAACUGUGAUAAUGAAACUGAAUAAAAUAUUUAAUAAAAUAUUUGAAAUAUUUGAAAAGGACCUUCAAAUAGAUUUCUUUAUGUUCAUUCUAUUUUGGUUAUCUAGUGUGUGCCUGUAAACAGUUUCCCAUUUAAACCUAAUGAUUGCAAAUAAAUGCUAUUCAAACAGAACUUCUUUGAUACUUCACCUGCUUUACUCUCAAAUGAUUGUUUAACGUAUGGCUGAGAUAGCAGUAUUUGCAGAAUUUGUUUUUAGCUAUAGUAUGAGUUUGUUGGCUUUUUUAUACUUAAAAAGAAACAAGCUUAUUUUCCAACUGAAAACAGAAGGUGCCACAAGCCAGACAUGAAUCCUCAGAACUGUGAGCUGCAGUUUCUUGUCAGAUCAUCCGUUCAACUUCUACACAGUGACUAGAAGGGUGUCACGUAUUUUGCAAAGAACUUCUCCCAUUUGUUCUUGCUUACACGUGUCUAUAAUGGGACCUUCCAUUUUACUUCUAAAAACUGAGCGUGCUUCAGCACUGUUGACAUUGUUAAAAAGAUCCAUAGACCCAUCCAAAUGCCCAGAAUUCAAUAAAUUUAUGUUGGCAUAAAUUUAUAGAGAUGGUGGGACAGAGCUCCAGAACUCAGUGCAGUUGGGCUGUGGGAGAAAAAGUUUGCCUCUUUUCCUGAGCUUUCCAGGUAUCCACUUUUGUAUUUCUGGAUUUUGUCUUCCUUGCACAAGUGGGAAGCUCACUCAUAGUCCACACCAGAGCAAGAGAAGGCAUCUUGUGAAGAAGUCCUUGCUAUAUUUUUGAUCUUUGGACACUAAGAGAACUUAGUCAGAAAUGGUCUCUCUUUUAGAAAUAAGUAACAAAUGUCAUCAGUGUUUAAACUUAAAGGUCCCCACUACUUUAGAAAUUUAUUUAAACCAAGACUGUUCUGCCCAUAUAUUUUACCCUCUUGAAGCUUGAAAAUUAGACUGUUGGGGAUCUUGUCUUUUGCUGUUCUUGGAUGCCUGAAGCGUCCUUGAUUGCAAUGUAUUUUUCUGAUCACAGAAGACCUAAGUACAGACUUCAUGAAGUCAGUAGACACCAGUUGUUCAUAUGGGAGCAAAACUUCUGUCUCUGAGUCAAAAGUAGCAGAAGGGAAGCCUUUAGGGUUUGGGGUUUUUUUUUCACUAUGUGCUGUUUACUCAGGGAAGAAGAAAUGUACGCAAUCUUGCACUGCCUUUGCUGGGUAUGCAUCAGUAUGUCUGCAAAGAAACACCAGGAAUGGAAGAGACUCAGCAUUAAAGGCCAUUUAAAGGUCAUACUUGGGAAAGGGGGAGAAAAGCUGAUUCAGUGAGCAAAGAAAGCUAGAAGAAAACUUGUAAAAGUAUAGGAUGCCUAGUCAGGGGCAUUGAAGUCACUUUUGUGGGGUUUUUUAUUUACCUUAAAACAGUCACCAUUCCUCAAACUCCCAUCUUUUCUCAUCUGCUCUCAUUUUGUUCUUCCAACAAAAUACCUGCUGAAUCCAGGUAACUCUCAGUGCAUCUAAAUCUGGUUUGUUACCCAGCUCUCUCUCACGUUGCUUGCAGCUGCAUGGCAUUACAGUGUCUUUAACUGUCAGGUAAGAUAAAUUUCCACUAAUACUUUUGGAAAAACACAGGGCGGAAAGGCAUCAUCCUUCUACAAGCACCAUGCUUCUGCCAGGUGCUCCAAUGUUCUCUCCACAAUACUUUUUUUUGAUCCUUUUCAUUGUUCAUCCUGGAGUUUUUUAACGUGCGGACAACCCUGCUGUCAAAUGGACCUUUUUUUCCCUACAACAUGACAACGCUAAGUGAGAUACAAAGUAUAUUUGACCAUACAGUAACCAUGCUAUGUACCAUCUUAUGAAGCUGUCAGUUCUUCAGCAGGACACUAGCACUUGGUAACAAAAUACGACAUACGUUCCUGUAUUUGCUGCAAAGUUCUGUUUUGUUUUCAGAAAUAAAACCUGUAAGAUACAACGCCUACUAUCAAUUCAGUAUCAUCUUUUUGUGAACUGUUUUUGGCACAACAGCAGUACAAAAUCGAGCUCUAAUAUAGUUGUAUUUAAAAAGUACUCUAAAUUUCAGCUAGAGUCCAUUGGUUACUUUCCAAUAGGAAAAGAUAAGGUUAGCUUCCCAGCAGAAGUAAACUAGCACUAGAUGUAGCUGCCUCAAUGUGGCUGAAAGUCCAUUGAAAAUCUAGCCUAUAUAAAGAAAUCCAAGAAGUUAAUUCCAUACAGAAGAACACAUCAGCCCAUGAAACAAGAUUAACCAGUUGAAGUAGACCCAGAAAUCAAACCAGUUCAGUCAGAAUGUCAGGCUUUGCAUCAAACUGUAAUUUUCUGAAUGCAAACACCUAAUACUUCAUACCACACUCAUAUCAUUUCAUUGAUAGCUUUUGUUACCUUAGCAUUUGGAUAUGGAGAAGUAACAUUGAGUGUCAGGUGCAUUAGUUAUAGUUUGCACACUAAAAGAAGGCUGAUGUUGCCAUCUUAAACAUCUAGUUUAAGAAAAACCAAAGAGGAAGAAAAAUAUUCAGCUCUAAGGAGGUGUCCUGCUCCAAAAGAAGCAUUUGAAGUACAUCUUAAAGUUAGAUGUGUGGCUGCUGAAGGCUUCCAGUCAUGGCAGACCAUUAGGUUCCAGUCAGAUCAGUCGGAGCAUGAAUUCCCUUCCUUCCAAGGUCUGAGUGGGUAACCUUAAUACCUGGUCAACACAUAGAGUUAUGAUUUCCUAUCAGGCUUUCCUAGUAUGAAAAAUCUUAAUUCCUAGAUAUUUUCAUGAGUGGCAUUCUUAAAGCGAUAUUGUUGCUGCUUAGAGUCUUGAGACUCUGCAGGCUUUUGCCAGAAGUUUCAAUGUCUUUAUCUCAGAUACCGACCUCAGAAAGUUUACUAUAAUGGAAUUUCUGUUCUAAUUGGAGCCCUCUAAAUGCUGUCUUUUGACUACAGUCUAUUAAAACGUCUUACCACCUUUCAGGAGUAGAGGAGAAUUUGGAAGUCAGAUAGUCCAAAUCUGUCAGUAAUUUAAGAUACUCUGUUGUGGUGGUGGUGUCCAGUGGUAGCGGCGUUUGUAAUGCCACUAAGUCUUGCUUGCAGUGCUAGCUCUGAGCUAUGCACAUUAUGGGAAACCUGGAAUCUUGAGUUAGUGUGUUUUCAGUCUUGUGAAUCUAGAGACUUUGAUUCAGAUGGCUUGCAGCUUGCCAUUGCUGUUAGCAUAGAUCGGGAUGAUGUCAUUUGAAGCAAAUCCAUUGCAUGUCUCUCUGACAGACAGACAGUUCCUUCUUGUAUCCGAGAUGUUGCAUCUGGUUUGGUUCUUGCUGCCUUGGUCAAAGACCUAUUCUUGCCUGCAGGUGAACUUUUCCAGGACUCCCAAUAGUGGCAUUUGUCAUGAAGUAGGUCUCUGGCAGAGAGUGGCCUUUUCUCCACAAGCCUCCCAGCCUCUCCCGUUCAGGAUAGCGAAGUAUAUCUAUGCCUCAACAACUUUGCCCAUACAGCUGGGAUCUCUUCUUUCCCACAGCUGCUCAGAUAUGUUUUUGUAAAAUAAAAUCAAACAAACCCGGCUGGGAACUUGAUGGAAAAGUCAGACCUUCAUGAAGCUCCAGAUUUCAGUAAGCAGUAGUUUGA